AUGAACGGCCAACCUAUCCCUGGCUUCUACUGGGACCCAGAAAAGAAAAAGUACUUCAAGAUCCAGAGCGCGGCGGCAUCACGAGACCUUAACCUGAAGUACUCCGCCCAGAACAUCCGGAAGAAAGAGCGCGAUGAGCGUGUGCAGAAUGCCACAAGCGCGCGUAUUCAAAGAGCAAGGAAAGAACGAGUGGUCCGGACCGACGUCGACAACAUCACGCAAGCCUGUCUCGAGCGGGAGCUUGGCAUCCGGAGACGUUCAUUCUACGUGCAGAGCACAUGGCCCGAUGCUUGUAUGUAUGGCGUGUCCACGCGACCAAAGGUUAUUGUCGAAGGACCCCAGCAUACUCUCAUACGUUGCUUCGACCGCGAUCCGAUUUCGAAAACUUUGUACAUAGUGGAGGGCGACAACCGCAUAAAGCGACGACGGGUACAUAGAAAAGAUGGACCACCUUUGCCUAGCCGUGAUCUUGAAGACGACGGCUAUCUUGAGGAUCUUCCCAUCAAUGAGUACUCAUUCGAACCCUGGGACGAACUUCAGCGAACCACAUCUACGGUCUCGUCACUCAACUAUCUACCAGCAACUGGUGCCCUAGCUACGACUACCUAUGGCUCUGAUAGACCCCCAGUAGUAUAUCUGAGCGAUCCAGAAAGAGAUGGGCCUUACGUCGGUCAGCAAUUCACACCAAAAGGCUGCGCAACAAUCUGGGGUGCUGCAGCGCGACCGACAUCCUUCGAGCACUCUCCAAGCUUAACCAACACCAUAGCAGCCUCACACGUCGAGCACCUCGCCGUCGCAGCAUCAAAUUCCAUGCUAAUCUUCACACGUUCCCAAAGCGGGUCCUGGGCCUCAACAACCCCAGUGUCAUCCCUCGAAACAGACGUCCUAGCCGUGGACUGGAUCUCCUACACCACGACCGCCCUCGGCUGUCGCGACGGCAAAAUCCGCCUCUACGACGCCCGCUCCGGCGGCUCAAGCCACAUCCUCACGCACCCGCACCCCAUCGCCAAAAUCAAGCGCGCCGACGACCCAACCCGCCUCCUCGUCUCCGGCCUUCAAGAGAGCUUGUUCCUAUAUGACAUCCGCUUUCUCCAACGCACUAAAACCGCAGGUUCGAACGCGCACUACAAUCAAGAGUACAUGGAAACCCUCUACCCCGGCGGUCGAAACAGCUCAAAACGCCGCAAAAUGACCCGCGUCGCGCAAAGGCACUGGUCCAAUCCUAUCCUCACCAUCCCGCACUCCAACCUCGAUGAUCUCGAGCUGGACUUCGACGUCCAUCCUCGACUAGGCCUGGUGGCUGCGGCGCAGAAUUCGGAUUCGAAGAUCGCGGUGCGGGUGAGUAACUUGUGGACGGGCAAGAUUGUGAAGGAGUUUGAGAGAGAGAGAAGGCCGUUGCGUAAGGGAGGGCGGGAUGGGUGUGAGAGGAUUCGCACGGUGAAAUUCAUUGAUGAUGAGACCGAUGGGGGUGUGGUGUUGUGGACGGGGUGGAAAGGGGGAAUCGCGCGGUUUGCUUGGUGA
Messenger RNA from Parastagonospora nodorum SN15, 1521 nucleotides. RefSeq lists its product as hypothetical. The record is from RefSeq and is a predicted model, not a curated record. The transcript has a single exon. NCBI's taxonomy places the organism in Eukaryota, Fungi, Ascomycota, Dothideomycetes, Pleosporales, Phaeosphaeriaceae. The coding region runs from base 1 to 1521 and encodes 506 amino acids. Gene Ontology annotation, molecular function: protein binding. Gene Ontology annotation, cellular component: Cul4-RING E3 ubiquitin ligase complex.